Molecule: messenger RNA, 1851 nt
Organism: Arabis nemorensis
Lineage: Eukaryota; Viridiplantae; Streptophyta; Magnoliopsida; Brassicales; Brassicaceae
Source: the annotation of a GenBank genome assembly
AUGGUGUUCAAGAGGAAGCUAGAUUGUCUAUCUGUUGGUUUUGAUUUCCCCAAUGUUCCCAGGGCUCCUCGUUCAUGCAGGAGGAAGGUCCUAAACAAGAGGACUGAUGAUGCGGAUCAGAUUUGUGCGAUUGACUUGCUCGCUCUGGCUGGAAAGCUGCUACAAGAAUCCGAGAGUUCGUCAGCGUCUUCCAAUGCAUUUGAAGAAAUUAAACAAGAACAAGAAGAUAAAUACAAGCCUUUCAAGUGCGAGUCUUCUGACAAAGGAAACUCUGUGUCAAGGCCUGCUUAUGAAAACACUAGUGAGAAGUGUGUGGUAAACAGUUUUUCAUUUCCGGAUAAUGACGACAUUUUGGAGCGAACUCCGAUGUCUGAUAACAAGAAGAUUCAUGGGUUGACGCCUGUAGGGUGUGAUGUUAAUGUGAAUACUGGGUUUCAACAAGGAGUAGCAACAGGCGGCUUGGGAGAUGGAGGCUUAAUCACUGAUACUUGCAACGUGGAGGAUGCAACUUCGUUAGGCGUUCAGUUUCCGAAAUCAGUCUGUGUGGAUGGUGAUCUGAAAUCGCCAUCUUACAUGGAUAUGACCCCUAAUGAUUCCUUUGCUAGACAUGGGAAUCAUACUAACCUAGGUAGAAGAGAUGAUGAUGAAAAAUUAUAUAGUUACCAUAAACUUAGCAAUAAAUUUAAGCCGUAUAGGUCUCCAACAAUUCGAAGAAUAAGAAAGUCGUUGUCGUCGAAAUACUGGAAACAAGUUCCCAAGGAUAUUGGACACAGUAGAGCUGAUGUUGGUGUGAAGGCACUUUAUCGCAAAAGAAAAUCAUGUUAUGGCUACAACGCAUGGCAACGUGAGACCAUUUAUAAGAGGAGAAAAUCAUCUGAAAGAAGCUCGGUUGUAACUUCUGAUGGAGGCCUCAGUAGUGGAAGUGUCUCCAAGUUACCCGAGAAGGGAGAUGCAGUAAAGCUAAGCAUCAAGUCCUUUAGGAUUCCAGAGCUUUUUAUUGAAGUUCCACAAACUGCAACAGUAGGAUCACUAAAGAGGACGGUGAUGGAGGCUGUCAGUGUUUUACUCAGCGGUGGAAUACGUGUUGGAGUGUUAGUACAGGGAAAGAAGGUUAGAGAUGACAGGAAAACUCUGUCACAGAGUGGGAUCUCAUGUGAAGAGAAUCUAAGCAACCUUGGGUUCACCUUGGAGCCUGGUCCCAGCAAAGUUCAUGUACCUUUGUGCUGUGAAGAUCCUGUCGUGCCAACCAACCCUGCAAAUUCGUCUGAACGGUCUGCGGCUUCUCCCAUGUUAGAGUCUGAAAUUCCCCAUGCAGAUGAUGUGAUUAAUCCAGGAAAUAUUGUGGACAAUAACCUCGAGUUAGUUCCAUAUCAGAGUGACAUGUCUGUUGAUGAACCUUCAUCAGAUUCAAGAGCACUUGUUCCGCUUCCAGCCUUGGCCUUGGAAGUUAAGGCGCUUGACAUAGCUCCGUUGAACCAGAAACCUAAGCGUACUGAGCUUGCCCAGCGCAGAACCAGGAGACCCUUCUCUGUGACAGAGGUAGAAGCUCUCGUACACGCAGUUGAGGAGCUUGGGACUGGAAGAUGGCGUGAUGUGAAAUUGCGUGCUUUUGAGAAUGCAGAUCAUCGAACCUAUGUGGACUUGAAGGACAAAUGGAAGACACUGGUUCACACUGCGAGUAUAUCACCGCAGCAACGAAGAGGAGAGCCGGUACCACAAGAACUCCUAGAUAGAGUCUUGAGGGCAUACGGGUAUUGGUCACAGCGCCAAGGAAAACAUCAGGCGAGAGGAGCACCCAAAGAUCCAGACAUGAAAAGAGGUGAAGCUCUUGGAUCAGGUGUUUCAGUGUAA